UCAUUCGCAACUCACCCGACUAAAUGAGUAUAGAGACGGCAGUACUGGCAUCCAAAACUGGAAGAAUUUGAGCAAGAGCAAGUCUGGGGCGAAAACAGAAGGGCGCAGUCUAGAAUGAAGGCAUUGCGAAACCGAGUCGAAACGAUUGAUCGCAGAGCUACGGGCAUCAAGGACAAUCUGAUAUCUCUCACCAACAUGUCUUCCACGAAAGCAAUUCUAAUGACUACGGCAGACACCUCGAGGAUGAAGAUAAUUUCCAUUCUGACAGCUGUCUUUUUACCCUUCACCGUCGUUGCAGUUGUGUUAACAAUCCCAAUGUUUGAAUGGCCGAAGGCUAAGGAAGGAGAUAUCCUCGUACCCUUACCAUUCAAGAUAUUUUGGGCGACAAGUCUUCCUCUUGCUGCCAUAAUUGGAUUACUUAUGUGGUUAAUUUCUGAAGGCGAAAAGCGCGACUGGAAGUUACAUCCGAAAGCGUCGGAAAGUCAGCCUGGAGACAAGGCGUCAAGGUCCCCUUCUUCCCAACCGGCGAGCCGCCUCAAGGUCGCUUCCAGCAACGUCCAAGGGAACGCUGCUGUGAGUUCGCGAGCAGGAACACAGGCCAAUAAAUCGGCGGGUAAGAACAGAACCAUCGCCAACGACAAGAGUGGAAUCAUACCGAGAUGGUUCCGGCGAGGUCCAAAAAGGGCAACUGAUAUCGAAAGCGUUCAUAGCGAACCACAGGGAGACCUGGUAGUAGAAACGGACAUAGGGAAACAAGAUUGACCUCAAGAACUUUCCUUUUUAGUGGGUCUGUUGGAAAAUGGACGAGUAUCAGAGCCAUGCGCGCGCAUCCAUAAAGGAUGCAGGAUAAGGAGGGCUUUUUGGGAGGGUUAAGUGGGGAGAAUGCGUUCUGGCUAUUUUCAAAGCGACGAAUGGUAAUAAAUGAUUGCUGUAUUGGUAUUUGCAUCUAAAAGAUAAUAAGGAUCUUGGGUUUCAUAUAAAGUUAUGGUAUUUUCAUCUCAAAAUCAGCUAGCAGAAGAAUAGAUGCGUAGGUAAUGGCAAG
Molecule: messenger RNA, 1042 nt
Organism: Hyaloscypha bicolor E
Lineage: Eukaryota; Fungi; Ascomycota; Leotiomycetes; Helotiales; Hyaloscyphaceae
Exons: 3
Coding region: 115-762 (215 amino acids)
Source: RefSeq, a predicted model, not a curated record